Molecule: messenger RNA, 2440 nt
Organism: Patella vulgata (common limpet)
Lineage: Eukaryota; Metazoa; Mollusca; Gastropoda; Patellidae
Exons: 6
Coding region: 1-1962 (653 amino acids)
Source: RefSeq, a predicted model, not a curated record
AUGGAAUCUGGUAAAAGUUUUGGAGAAGUUGCUCUUAUAUCCGAAGAUUCCACGAGAAACGCGUCAGUUAUUGUUGAUACAGAUUGUGAUUUUCUUGUUGUGGGUAGAAAACUAUUCAACAGAUCAUUGAAGGCUUACGAGGAAAGUAAAUAUGAAAUGACGAAGACUUUUAUACGAUCACACCCUUAUUUUACCAACUGGUCUCCUCGUUUCAAGCGGCUACUAGAACUUAGUUUAAGGCGAGAAGUUUUCCCAUUUGAAUCCACAAUAGUCAAACAGGGCGAUAGAGUCAAAGGUGUUUUCUUUAUAGUCAAAGGACAGGCAAACGUAACUGUAGAACCUGGUCGCCAUAGGCAACAGUAUCAUCAAUUGUGGCCGUUUGAAGCCGGUGUUGACACGUACUCUAUAGAAUUUGAAUGGUUGCGAGAAUCCCGUAAGAACGCCAUUUUGCGUAGAUAUGAAAAUCCAGCGGUUAUUCCUACUAAACCAGACCAUGUGACUAUUAGGAGAAAGGAGGGGUGUGGAGCGGUUGAAAAAAAGCGGCAGGAAAAGUCGAUCUGUCUGUGUACUCUUAGCGAUGGCGAAAUUAUCGGGGACACUGAGUUGUCAAUGAAUUUAAAGACUUAUAUGCAAACCGUGGUGUGCACAGCCGAUACAGAGGUGUUCAUGCUGGAUUUGAAAACUUAUGAUCGACUGGUCGGCAGAAAGAAUCUUGGCACUGUAGCCAAAAUGAAAGCUCACGUUGUUGAUAAAUUAGAAACAAGACUUACUUUAGUAGCCGGGGAUCAGAUUCCCUUAUUAAGAUAUUUACAUUACAAACUCACUGAAACCUCUUUGCCAUCAGCCAAAAAACUUCCACCUUUAAAAGCCAGCAAGUCUCUCCCGGCCACUGAUGUACAGUUUCAAUAUUUAUUGGAGAGAUUUCGAGAGGGUCGCGCCCCCUUAGUGCUUCCCCACGUCCCCGGUGCAUUGUAUUAUAAAGAUUUAAUGGAAGAAAAGGCGCGAAUUCGUGAAAAUGUCAGACGUCGAACGACCUUAAGUCUAGCAGAGAAAGUUCGCGAAACAAGGCGAGCCAUAAAUAGGCGAAAACCAAGAAGCAGACGAGAAAUAUGCGAGUCUCUUAGAGAAAUGGCGGAAGCGGAACUAAUUAUGUACGAACAACCUGGCCAUUCUAAAAAUCCAGAUUUAAUUUUGGAGACAUACCGAUCCACGGACAAUCUUACAGAGGCCAAUGCGGUCAAUACCUCGAGGAGUUCUUUGAUGCCGCCUACAGCACAACAGAUGGAUAUCAUGGAUACAUCUACAACGCAUGUGAAGGAUACCCGAUUACUGCCCAUAACUGAAGUUGCCAAAGUUCAAAAUCAAAAUCAAAACAUAACCGAGACAAUCAAUCAAAAUAUAGAAUCAAAAUCCGAGCCAGCACCUUUUGUCACAACAAUGCAAAAACCAAUCGAAACAGAAGCUCCGCCAUCGACAAAUCUUCUUCAACCACCAGGAGUAGAUAAAUCUGAGACACAAUCUCGUCCUACGUCAAAAUGGGAGACUCCUAGACAGUUUGUUAAGGAACAAAUACAAGCCAAGUAUACGUCCCUCAACAAUUUGGACCAGGAUGAAAGUUUUGAUGACUUUGAGACGAGCGACACGACACUGAGUUACCUGGAAUCACGUAUCAGAUCUUUUCAUAUUAGAUAUGGCGAUAAGCCAAAAAUGUCUCUGAAGCUGCCAAAAUUAAAACGCUUUAAAUUGGAUCUACAGGAUGAUGGUCACAUUAAACCUAGACCAGGAGGACGUGUAUGGAUGCAUCGUAAACAUUGUCGAUUCGCCGAGAGUAAGAUCCAGGUGAAAGGUCAUGAACAUGUGCGUCAUCACAUGGUGUCGUCACUACCCGAAUUCACAUCUAUAAAACAAACUCAAAUGGUGGUUAAUGUCAUGAUGAGUGGACGAAAUGGCGAUCAGGAUUGACGAUUUACUGUGUUAAAAAUUCAGAGAGUAUUUUAAAUAGUUGGACAUCGUCAUGUUGGGCGUUUUAAAUUGAUCAGUUUCCAUAUGAAUUGCUUCAUUUACUUUCAAUAAUUAACUCUUUAUAUACUUGACGUAGAUCUUCUCCAACUCCAUAUUUUGUAUAAAUAGUAAAACAUGAGAGAUUGGCUUCCAGUUUGACCCCAUUAUAUGAAAUAAUAAGGUAUGUAUGAAUUCGUGUCAGUCAAAUACACCCUUAAUGGAUUUAAGAUUUAAAAAUCGGUUAAGAAACCUGGAUUAUUAGUGUUGAGACAAUCAGAGGAGUAGAAAUAAGUUUUUAUUAGUUGAUCUGUCUAAAUCAAUGAAGUUACAGCCCAGCCCAUUCCCCUGCAUGAAAAUGAAAAUGACAAUGACCAUGUCUUACCGCCGCCCUUUUGUUCGUAAAAGUGCUUUAGUGUCUAUAUCUAUAUAAUAUUUUACU